AUGAGCGAAAUUUUGAAAACCAUUUGCGACUGGGUAUCAAGCUUAUGGUUUCCCACAUCAAAGGAAAAACUUCAAGACGCGGAGUCCAAAAUUCUGAAGCGGAUAAAACGACCAUGGAUCGGUAAUUUUAUUCGUGUGAGCGACGACGUUGAAAUGUGGACCAUUCAAGUGAAUCUGACGCCGUCAAAGGAACCUCCACUUGUCCUUGUCCACGGAUUCAUUAGUGGUGUCUGUUGGUGGGCCCAAAACUUCACCGACCUGAGUGAAGAGAGAAGCGUCUUUGCGUUCGAUUUACCAGGCUUCGGUCGAAGUUCCCGACCCGUGUUUUCAAGCGACUGCAAAGAAGCUGAGAACAAAUUUGUUCAGUACAUCGAAGAAUGGAGAAGGGCGAUGGGACUGGAAAAGAUUAUCCUUCUUGGGCAUAGCCUAGGAGGGUAUAUAGUCACGGCUUAUGCUUUGAAAUAUCCUGAGAGAAUCAAGCAUCUUCUUCUUUCUGACCCCUGGGGUUUCGCGAUUUUACCUGGCGGAAUAGUCGACCGACAUCCCGAUUCUGAACAGCAAUAUGAUGUUCUUCCACGAUGGGUUCACUUUUCCAAUUUCCUUAUAAAUACCUGUAAUGUGCUUUCCCCUCUUAGAGUUUUUGGACCGCUCGGACCAUGGAUUGCUCGCUUGGCGCAAUUUGACACAAACAAACGAGAAUCGGAGCUUUGGAAAGACAAGACGAUGCUCGAGUACAUCUACCACUGCAAUGCUCAGACUCCCUCAGGGGAAGACGCAUUUCGACACAUGAAUGUUUUCCUAAUGUGGGCCAAAUCACCGAUGGUAAAACGAGUCUCAGAGCUUCCCGAUGAUAUUCCAAUGACAAUAAUGUACGGAUCGUCGACAUUUUUUGACCAUCGCACUGCGUACGAGAUCAAAUGUAAUCGAGAGAAUUCCAAGGUAGAAGUCUUUAUUGUAAAAAAUGCUGGCCAUGACAUUCAUGUUGACAAUGCUAAGGAAUUCAACAGGAUUUUGAAGCAGACUGUAGAAGGUAUUUCAGACGAAGAAGAGUGGACCACUGUUGAUAACUAA
Molecule: messenger RNA, 1071 nt
Organism: Porites lobata
Lineage: Eukaryota; Metazoa; Cnidaria; Anthozoa; Scleractinia; Poritidae
Source: the annotation of a GenBank genome assembly